ACUUUCCGCUUUGUAGCAAGAGGAAUCAACACAAGAGAGCACUGUAGAGUCACCAGUCCGAGAGACAUGAAACAUCUAAACAAACUUCACACACCUGUGUAUGGAAUCAACUAGAGGAAGAUGUCAGGUAAAAUAGACCCAUCGACGUUCCUCUUCGACGUCCCGCCGGUGCUCAUGAGGACCUUCUGUAGGCUGAUGGACAGCGGGGUGGACGGUCUGGGUUGGAGAGCCUUAGCUGCCCUCAUCCUUCCCAGUCAGCUGGAGGUGAGGUGUGCUGAAAUGUACGUGGCUGCUGGGAAAAGCCCAACACAAGAGCUCAUGUGGUCGUGGGCCCAGCAGAAUAAAAGAGUGGGGGAUCUGCUGAAGGUUCUGGAUGAGAUGGGACACGCUCGAGCCACCAGUCUUUUUCAGUCACAAGACUCUUCAUCUGUGCUGAUGUCAUCCUCACCCCCUCUCUUUGCCACGCAUGUGCAAAAUACUGAGAAAUCCUGUCAAACUGCAGCUCUUCAUCCAGAGUCUAUUUCUGUUGAAGGUGAAAAACAGAAGUAUUGCAUCACAUAUUCAGAUGUCAUAGUGGGAACGAGACAUUUCCACCAGGACUUAAAAAUUGGAGAAAGCAUGUUCGCCGAGGUCUACUCUGGGAGAUGGGGAAACAGAUCUUUUGCUGUGAAAGUUUUCAAACAGGAAAAUAAAUCUAAUUGGAAGGCAUUGUGGGGAAAAUUCACCAAAGAAAUCGAAGUUCUACAACUGUAUCAGCAUCCUAAUAUUUUGGAGUUAUGGGGCAGCUUUUCAGAGGCGGAUCGCUUCUGUUUAGUUUAUCCGUACCUUCGUAAUGGAUCGUUGUUCCGCAGGCUUCAUGAGGAAGUUGACAGGCCUCUAUCAUGGCAGGAAAGACUGAACAUCAUAAAAGGCACCGCAAAAGCAGUCCACCAUCUACACACUGCACAACCGUGCAUGGUUAUUUGUGGAAAUAUUACGAGUUCAAACAUACUCUUGGAUGAGACCCUGCAGCCCAAAUUAUCAGAUUUUGGAUUAGCUCAUCUGAGACCCCAGUCUGUCAACCAGAGCCUCACCAUCGUCAUGGAUACCGGCUCCCAUAGCAACCUUGGCUAUCUCCCAGAGGAGUACAUCCGUGAUGGGAAGCUGUCUGUCAAACUUGACGUUUACAGUCUUGGCAUGGUUAUAUUAGAGACAUGUACAGGACAGAAGGUGAAACAGGAGACGGCAAAGAACAUGUUUCUGAGAGACGUACUGCAUUCAGAGUUUGAGGAAAAAGGCUCUGUUGAUGCCUGUCUGCGGUUUUUAGAUCCCAAAGUUGAGCACUGGCCUCCUGCGGUGGCACUUAGUCUUCUCCCAAUCGGACUAGAGUGCACAGGCAGCAGAAUGAGAGUCCGGCCGACCAUGGAAAUGGUGCUUCAGAAACUAAGCCAACUUCUUCCCAUGCCUGAACCCCCUGAGGACCAACCACACACCCUAGACGAUAUGAUAUUCCUUCACCCGCCAUACAACGGCCACAGUCCGGGUCUAAGCCUCCCUAUUGAAGAUGAUGAAAUGUGCAGCCCUGUGGAAGCCAGAGUUCCCAAACUGGGAGAACCCUGCGAGUGCAGCCAGUCUGAAGUCACUUUUCAGAGUGUGGGAGAUCCUGACUUGUCGCAUUCCCCUAGGGAAUCUCUCCAGGAAAAUGACAAAGUGGUUUCAGCAUCACAAAAUGUGCAGGCAGACCCUGCACCUCACCUGGACUUAUAUGGGAGUUGGCCUGUGGAGUGCAGCUGUACCACUGGAGCCGAAGUGCAGGGGUGUGAGGACUGCUGCGCCAAUGGCUUCAGUCGGUCGGUUUUUUAUGUCACUCUAGAUGAUGAUGACCUGCCCUCUCAGAAUGACGUCAGGAAUCCAGCAAAAGAGAAAAUGAAGAAUAAAAUUCACCUGUACAACCAGGGGUUAAUAAAUACAGAAGAACUUUUAUCACUUAAGUCAGAGUGAUUCACCCGGGUCGGAUCUCUGUAAAAAAAAAAAAAAAAAA
Pimephales promelas (fathead minnow) is the source of this 2020-nucleotide messenger RNA. It is a transcript of the gene irak3, whose product is annotated as interleukin-1 receptor-associated kinase 3. Gene Ontology annotation, molecular function: ATP binding; protein binding; protein kinase activity. Gene Ontology annotation, cellular component: plasma membrane. NCBI's taxonomy places the organism in Eukaryota, Metazoa, Chordata, Actinopteri, Cypriniformes, Leuciscidae. Gene Ontology annotation, biological process: signal transduction; protein phosphorylation. The record is from RefSeq and is a predicted model, not a curated record.